Quercus robur (English oak) is the source of this 946-nucleotide messenger RNA. Its product is annotated as non-specific lipid transfer protein GPI-anchored 12-like. The transcript is spliced from 3 exons. NCBI's taxonomy places the organism in Eukaryota, Viridiplantae, Streptophyta, Magnoliopsida, Fagales, Fagaceae. The coding region runs from base 138 to 710 and encodes 190 amino acids. The record is from RefSeq and is a predicted model, not a curated record.
CCAAAGCCUCUAUUUUAACUCCUACAACAACUCUCUACUCUCUACACACAAAACUUUUAUUAGUGGUUGUAUUGCAAAGUAGAAAAACAGAGAGAAAUUUGAGCUAAGAGAAAGACACAAGAAUAGAUCACAAAAAAAUGACCAUGGCCACUGCCAAAGUCUUUGCCAUGGUUGCAGCCUCAGUCGUAUUGUUUUCUGCAUUUUUUCACAGUGUUUCAGCUCAGGCAGAGGCACCAGGUUCAUCACCAGCUUCAGCUUCGGCACCAGCAGUGGAUCCUUGCCUUAAUAGUUUGGUGAACAUGUCUGACUGCCUAACUUUUGUGGUGACUGGAAGCAAUGCUACAAAGCCUGAUAAGGCUUGCUGCCCUGAGCUUGCUGGGCUGCUUGAAAGCAACCCUAUUUGCUUGUGUGAGUUGCUUGGGAGCAACAUUGCAGAAAGUUAUGGGUUCAACAUUGAUGUCAAAAGGGCUCUCAAGCUUCCUUCUCUUUGUGGUCUUCAAACACCCCCUGUUAGCACUUGCUCAGCUGCGGGAUAUCCAGUGCCUGGCCCAGUAGGAGGUCCAUCACCGAGUGAGUCACUAGGAUUAUCACCAGGAGCAGAACCAGCUGCCCUCCCCACAUCAGGGAAAAAUGGAGCUUCAAGCAAUUUAGGGUUCACCCUAGCUUUUACUGUUGGCUUGGCAUUUGCAUUUCUUCCAGUAUUCUUCUGAUUAUAUAUUACUAGCUACUAUCUGAUUGAAAUUCAUAUUUAUUUAGAUGUUGUAACCAGAUUUAUUUAAGAAACACAUAUGUCGUGACAGUACUAAAUCCUUUUGCCUAUAUGCCAAUAAUGUGUACGAGUCCUUGAUUUCGUUAAAGGUUUAUACCUUUUGUAUUGAGCUUUGAUUGAGAUUGAUUAUUUUUUGGGAUGAUCUCUAUUAUUCAAGUUUGAGCCUGUUUAUAUCUA